Labrus mixtus (cuckoo wrasse) is the source of this 1598-nucleotide messenger RNA. RefSeq names its product organic solute transporter subunit alpha-like. The record is from RefSeq and is a predicted model, not a curated record. The coding region runs from base 318 to 1304 and encodes 328 amino acids. Gene Ontology annotation, biological process: transport. The transcript has 8 exons. Lineage: Eukaryota; Metazoa; Chordata; Actinopteri; Labriformes; Labridae. Gene Ontology annotation, molecular function: transporter activity.
CCCUGACCGUUGUGUUAUUUUAAUUACUGCGACUCUGUGAAUGAAUGAACAACAGUAAACUAUGGAACAGUUCACAUAAACUUCUGAGCGCUGAACCUCCUCCAACUUUCACUCCUCCAACUUUCACUCCUUAAAAGUCACCAAAAGGGUGAGUACACCGGCUCGUCAAUCUACAACUGGAGUCCACGGCUGACACUGCCAAGUAAAGGGACAACAACAGUCUUAAAGUAGACCUUGGUAAAUGUAACAAGAGAAGGUUCAAGUCUUUUUAAACCUUAGUUUAUAGUAACAUACAUCAAGAGGAAUCUCUGGACACCAUGGAGGAAGCCCUAAACACCACUAUUGAUCCGGCUUGUUUACAGGAGCCACCGCUGGCCAUCGACGUGAUAAAGGGAAUGGACGGGUUUGAAUUUUUCCUGUACUGCAUGCUCACCUUCAUGUCCUGCGUCUCUUUGGUGCUGUACUUGGAGCAGUGCGUCUUUAUCUAUAAUCACAUGCCUUACCCCAAAAAGACCACCAUCAUUUGGGUGACUGGUGCAGCACCAGUCAUUGCCACCAUGUCUUGUUUUGGGAUGUGGAUCCCAAGGGCAGUCAUGAUCACAGACAUGACAUCUAACUGUUAUUUUGCAGUGGUGGUCUAUAAGGUGUUGGUUCUGAUGAUCGAGGAGUUGGGGGGAACCAAUAUGUUCCUGGAGAGGUUUUCGGGUAAAACUGUAAGGGUCAACACUGGACCCUGCUGCUGCUGCUGCGCCUGUUUACCCCGCGUGCCCAUGACACGGCGAUUGUUAUUCUGGCUGAAGGUGGGUGCCCUUCAGUAUGCCAUUCUUAAGACGGUGCUCUCUGUCGUCUCUGUGGUUUUGUGGACCAACGGCAACUUUGAUCUCUCUGAUCUAGAGAUCACUGGUACAGCUAUUUGGAUUAACCCAUUCAUUGGUGUACUCACCAUCAUCUCCUUGUGGCCUGUUGCCAUUGUCUUCAUGAACUCAAACAGCUUUCUACUCAGCCUCAACAUUGUACCCAAGUACGCCAUGUACCAAUUAGUACUUGUGUUGAGUCAGCUGCAGACAUCAAUCAUUAACAUCCUGGCCUUGGAUGGAACCAUCGCUUGUGCUCCUCCUUUCUCUUCAAUAGCUCGUGGAUCAUUGCUGAGUCAGCAGUUGGUGAUCAUGGAGAUGUUCAUCAUCACCCUUGUCUGUCGAUUUUUGUACCGUCGCACAUAUGACAGACUUCCUCCUGAAGCACAUGACAACCACCUCAACGGUCAAGUGUCCCUGCAGGCUGCUCUGGUGGAGCAUGACGUCUAAAACAAGAGACAGUGGAAGAGCUGAAGUUGACACUGCUCCUUAAAGAUGUAUCAUAUCAUCAUGCCUGAAAGAUCACCAAAUAUUAAUGUCAUAGCCAUUUUUUUUUACAUUUUUUUUUUUACAUUUUCUCAUUUAAACAAAUGUUAGAGAAGAAAACAUGCAAAACAAAUAACUGAACACCAAAGUGAUAACCCCCUUCAAAAAAAGUCCCACUGAGUAUUGUUGGGUGUUCAGGUUAUCAAGAGCAACUCUUAUUGAGGAAAAGAUGUGUUUUUUUUUUUUUUUACUUUACUU